Molecule: messenger RNA, 4376 nt
Organism: Antechinus flavipes (yellow-footed antechinus)
Lineage: Eukaryota; Metazoa; Chordata; Mammalia; Dasyuromorphia; Dasyuridae
Gene: KHNYN
Product: KH and NYN domain containing
Exons: 7
Coding region: 156-2606 (816 amino acids)
Cellular component (GO): nucleus; cytoplasmic ribonucleoprotein granule
Molecular function (GO): RNA endonuclease activity; mRNA binding
Source: RefSeq, a predicted model, not a curated record
UGUGGAGCAGGCUGGGGGUGGGCUGCACGGAGGGAGGGAGUGCGAACAUAGUUCGAGAAUCCUUUGGGACUUCAGCUUUUGGGUUAUGACGUUGGAACGGGGCAAGGCUGUGGCGGGGAGCCGGUUCCGACCCUGGUAGCGGAGAGGAUCUGGACAUGGGGCUGUCCUGUCUGAGCCUCUCUUCCUCCCACCCUUUCAGGCUUGGCUUCGCAACUAUGCUCCCCUCGGGGGUUAAUCCUGAGACCACCGACCGCUUCACGGUGGGGGCGGACGCGGAGGGCAUGGUGCUUAAACAGCGACCUCAGGUGGAACGCAUCUUCCGAGUACGGCUGAGUGUCCUGGAGAAGGUCUUCGAGAGCAGCCCCCACAUCUGGAUGCAGCUGGAGGGGCCCCAGGAGAACGUGGUCCGAGCCAAGGAGUACCUGAAAGGCCUUUGCAAUCCAGAGGUGUGGGAGGAAGUCAGCUACCCUGCAGCCCUGCACUGUGUCUUCUUCGGAGCCAGGGGCCUCUUCCUCGACUGCCUGUGUUGGGGUACCUCAGCUCACAUGGUGCCCCAAGCCCCUGGCUCCCUGUUACUGGGAGGUCUGAUUGAAGCCUUUGUCAUGGCCCAGAGCAGGAUGGAAGAUCUUGUAGAGCAACUGAGGCAAGAUGGUCUCCAGGGGCCACUGUCCAGGAGUUCCAGAGAACAAGUCACUCAGGCCUUCAAGGCCCUGGUUAGGAACUAUGGGGAUGAAUACUCCAGGGCUCUCCUGGAUUUGCCUGUAUCCGUCCAGAAGUGGCUGUUAAACUUGGCAGAAGAGGCGCGUGCGGGGCGAGGGCUGCCAGAAACUCCCCUGGGGGAAGAGAGGAGUUCAGUUCUCUUUGGAAAUGGUGCUUGGGAGGACCCUAUCAGAAAGACUCUGAGCAAGGGCAGAGAUGUCAGGGACAGGAGCUUCCCAUUGGGCACCAGCUCUGUAGAGCAGGAAGAAGGCAGGGAAGGGGUUUAUGCUAGAGAAGAGUAUCUGUCUUCUAAUUCUGAAGAGAGAGACUCAGAUAGACUAUGGUCCAUGGGAGAAAAGGACUCCAGGAAGACCAGAGAACUGGCUGGGGAAAAGGACUGGCCUACACAGAAGCUCUCUGAGCAAAGAAACUCACAGAGAGCAGGGAGUCCCAAGGAGGGAUUCCCUAGGCAGAGGAACUGGGAGAGAGAUGGGAAUGGGGAGAGGAAAACCUGGGACAGAGAAGGGUACUAUGGGCAGAAGGACUGUGGAAAAAGGAGACAUGGCAGGGAGGAGGACCAGGACAGAGUACGGGGUCUGGAAAGAAAGGGCUUGAGGAGAGAGGACAUGCCUGAUGAGGGGCCUCAAAGAGAAGGGCCCCGGGCCCGAGAUCAGUUCCAAAGCCCACACAUAGUCAAGACUGACUUUUUCCUGGGGGCCAACCAGCCUGCAGCUGAAUCCUGUGACCAUUCUCCUCAGAGAGCAGGGGUUGGCCAGCAGUGGAGAGGCACCCCAAGACCUCUCCUUCCCCUCAGCAAUGGAGAAUCCUCACCUCCAGUGGGGCAUGAUCUUCUACCUGGGACCCAACCCACAUGGCAUGAUUCUUCAAAGACUGGGGAUAGGCAGCCGGUGGAACUUCAGGGGCCAGAGUCUUCAAAGGGCAGCUUAGGUGGCACCACUGGUGGCAACUGCGAGGUGACCAAAACCCAGCGCUUUCUGGAGGUCCUGAAGACCCCAUUUUCCUUGAACCUCACUAAUGUGCCUGGUACAGCAGGUCUUCGACAUAUUAUUAUCGAUGGCAGCAAUAUAGCUAUGAUCCACGGCCUCCAGUCUUUCUUCUCCUGCCGGGGCAUUGCCUUAGCAGUGCAGUAUUUCUGGGAUCGGGGCCACCGGGAGAUCACUGUCUUUUUGCCUCAGUGGCGCUUUAGGAAGGAUGCCAACGUGGAAGAAAGUCAUUUCCUGACUAAACUACAGUCCCUCAACCUGCUCUCUGUCACUCCUUCUCGAAUUGUGGACGGGAAGAGGAUUACCUCCUACGAUGACAGGUAUAUGAUAAAACUGGCAGAAGAAAAGGAUGGUAUCAUUGUUUCCAAUGACCAGUUCCGAGACUUGUCAGGUGAAUCUGUGAAAUGGGCAGAAAUCAUCAGAGAGCGUCUGCUGCCUUUCACUUUUGUGGGAAACAUCUUCAUGGUCCCAGAUGACCCACUGGGGCGUGAGGGCCCCACCCUGGAUGAUUUCCUCAAGAAUCCAAAUGGGCUACAGACUUCAAGGGGUCGCUCAACUGGUCUCCGAGAGCCUCCCCAUAACCGACUUUCCCGACCUGGUUCCAGGGCCAGAUCUCAAGUUCGAUCUAAAGCCCACCCUCGACCACUACCUCGACCUCAAUCUCAGCCUCGACCCCACACCAGGGGCCUGACAGAAUCUGAAAUUCAGCCAAAGCAGAAGCAAAAAGAGGAAGAUGAGGGAAUUAGUGGCUUACGAAGGCCAAGAGAGACUGAGCAGCUUCGGCACAAGCUGCUGGAGGUGUUUGGGGGACAGGACCAAAAGGUGGACUUUAUCCUACAGCAGAACCCCUCUACUAGAGACCUCAACCAACUCUCAGAGGCCCUGCUCAGACUGAACUUCUGAGUCCUUUAGUUAAUAGGAGUUAUAGGUAAGGUACAUCCCAAUAAUCUGGACAGUUGGAUCCUACUUCUGGCUUGAGUGAGUUCUGGCAAACCAGGGAUAAAAUGGAGGAGCAGGAAGCAGGGGCUUUUUCCCUUUGGCAGAUUUACCUGACCCCAGAUGGUUAGGAGGCCAGGACUACUCCAUGUCUUAACUUGGAUACUGGAGGAAUACUAUAUACAUUCCAUCAAACUCUGGAAGUCUCAGAGUUAUGAGAUAGAUUACAUGUAGACGUCUCAGGGAGGUAGUGAAAAGUGCAUUUGUCUAGGAAUCAGGCUAUUUGGAUUCUAGGCCUGGGUCUACUACCCUUGGCAAAAGGGUACUCAGGUAUCUCUAGGCUAAACAUAGUUUUAUUUCUCCAUCUGUAAAAUGGAAAUAAAAAUACCAGUUGAGGAGAAAAGAUCUUGAGCAUUACCAUUUCCAGGUAUGGUUAUCUGUCAGUUCACAGGGUUCAUUUCAUUUUAGGUGUAAUUCUUUGGUAUCCAAUUGGGUUCCAAACAAAUGUUGGAUUGGCUUCUUAAUGUUAGAAGUCCUAGACUGCUCCCCUUUUAGAUAAUCCCCAAUCCAAAUGUAUCCUAUAGUUAUAUUUGGGUUUAUGUGUGAUGAUGUAAGUUUACAAAAAAAUUUUCAGGGUUCUUUUUUAAAGCGGCAGCUUUCAUCUAGGUUAUUUGCUUAUUUUAUUAACAACAGUGUGGGUAGUGAUGGUGUGCCUGUGGUUAAACUUGCAGAAGUAUCAGGGAGCUGUUAAGUUGAAAGAGAAUAAAAUAUCUCUGAAGUGAUCACAGGUUUGACUUACUAAAUUCCAAAUAUAGGAGCACUCCUAUAUAUUGUAUAUGAGGUGUACGUGUUUGAUUAUAGUCUAUUUACCUGAAAAAGAGUGGAGGAAGUUGGUUAUCAGAUGUCAAGUAUCUUUGGAGAACGGAUGACUGGAAAGGAUUGAAAUGUCUGAGAAACAGAGAUUCAUGUUUUAUUCCCACCCCUAAUCCAGGAGAUGCUUUCCUGGCUUCUUUACCUCCGAUUUUCUUCUCAGGGAUUCCAAGUACCUUCUGUUACUGGCAUGGUGCUUAAGAUCUCUUGGGGAGCUGUAACUAUGAUGCCCACAUUCAGAAUCUGUUCUCUUCAAAGGGAAACUUCACCAAAUCUUUUGAAUUUGGGGCUUUGCUUGGGAAGACAUUCCCAUUAGUGAUAUCAUUGUAUAAUAAAAGAUCUCCUGGGGAGAAAGAUUUUGUUUAGUAUUUGGUGUGGGGAGGAGUGAGUAAUACUUAUAGUUGGAAUGUGGUUGGUAGCAGGAUAAGGGCCAUAAAAUUUUAAGCCAUAUUUGUUUAUUUAUAAAGUCAUUAAGGCUUGUUUCUGAACCAGAUAUGGCUGGGUUGACAUGUUUCCUUAGACUAAAACAUUGGCUAAAUGUUUUGUGGUUGAGGCUUGCCCAAUGAAGGCAUCCUUGCCUAUUAUUUGGAGCCAUCAUAGACAGUCUGGCUCUACCUCAGGUGCUAAGGGCCCUAGGAAACUGGGCUGAUUUUAGUGCUGUAUCAGGUGGCUGCGUCAGCUCUUGGUUUCUCCAUUUCUAUUUGGAAAACCUUUGAGCUCCUUACAAAAUAACAUUCCCUAUUUAAGGUCUAGAUAGCUUGGCAAUUCCUGUGCUUGCUUUAUAUAUUGAAAUUUUUAUUGUUCUUGUUAAUUCUUACAGAAUAAAGCAUGUCUUUACCACUAUCCCAUUAAACGGUUAAGCUACAA